UUUAUCUUCCACUUCCUAUCCCUUCCAGUUUAUCACUAUCCUUGUUAUUUGUUCUUAAAACAAAGUAAGAUCAACAUGGAUUCUAGGACAUUGACAAAGCUUCCUCGAAAUAUGCUCUACUGUGGAUUGGUAGCAUCGCUGACAUCUUUUUCAAUCGGAUACGUGAUCGGCUCACCCAACAUUCCAGAGAACUCCAUUCGAGGCAAAGAUGGUAGCUGUGGACCUAAUCCUUACACAAUCCAAGCUGGUUUCCCUAAUUGUCUAGAGUUUUCUGAUCUCAUAUGGGGAUUCGCAGUGGGCUCGUUCUGUAUAGGAGCCUGCAUAGGAGGAUUUGUCGGUGGGGAUAUACAGAAUCGUGUCGGACGAAUCAGAUCGUUGAUGAUCACCAACUUUGUUCUCAUUCUCGGCUCCCUUAUCCUCAGCUUAACCUAUCAUCAGAUCCAAUUUAUUGUCGGACGUAUCGUCGUUGGUUUGGCUUGUGGAUUGGGCAGUGUAGUCACCCCUACUUAUUUGGGUGAGAUCUCGACCACGUCUGGCAGAGGCUUCUUGGGUGCUCUUUAUCAACUCUUUAUUCUCAUUGGAUUGGUUCUUUCCAAUUUUAUUGGUCUAGCGUGGGCUUCACCCCCAGGUUGGCGCAUCGUCUUUGCUGUGAACGCAAUCCCUGCUCUCCUUCAAGCUUUUGUCCUUUUCACCUUGGUUGAAAGCCCUAGGUACCUGGUCUCGAAACAGCGCCUUGAGGAAGCCCAUCUAUCCCUUCAGAAACUUCGAGGUCCUGUUGAGGAAGUCGAUGUGAGUCAAGAGUUGGAUGAUAUGGUGCUCUUACUUCUAGGGAUUCAAAGCAAACAAGGACAACAACAGCAACAGCAACAGCAACAGCAACAGCAACAGCAACGACGUGAAGAGGGAAAUGGAGAAAAAGACAAAGCAACCUCCUUAAAAGAUACAGGCUCAUCAGAGAAAAUUCACCAUUCCUUAACGAUUACAGAGAGCGAAUCCAGUAUUUUACAUCUCUCAAAACCAACGACUCAAGAGUCGUAUGGAAUCUUUCAGCUCCUCCGAUCCGAGUGUCGUGGUUUAGCCCUGAUAGGCGUUACAAUUCAUUUCCUUCAACAAGCAUCAGGCAUCAACGGCCUAGUGUAUUACUCGACUUCAUUCCUUGCUAAUGUCUUUGGAUCAGAAAAUUCAAAAUAUAUCACCAUUGGCAUUUCCUGCUGUAGUUUACUAGUCUGUAUCUUGUCAGUCUAUCUAGUCGAUCGAUUCCCCCGCAAGUCUCUCAUGCUCACUUCCUUCAUCGGUCUCAGUCUGUCUGCGAUCCUUGUUAUUAUCAGCACAUACUUUGAUCUGAGUUAUCUUAUUGUCGUGGCCGUCUUUAUGUAUUUUAUCGCCUUCAAUAUGGCUUUAGGCCCUAUCCCCUGGUUAUUAGUGUCAGAGAUGCUACCAACGUAUGCGUUAUCACCUGCGUCCAGUAUAGCUACAGGGGUGAACUGGGGGACCAACUUUAUCGUCGGAUUAGUCUUUCCAUCCAUGACAAGAGUGUUGGGCAAUGGAACAUUCUUUGUCUUUGGUGCCUUUAAUAUCUUUGGUAUUUUUUAUGUUUGGUAUAUUGUUCCAGAGACGAAAGGUCGCUCAGUCGAAAUGGUCAUGGCAGAAAAGGGUGUUGCACCACGUGUACCAAAAUCUCCUUGGAAGGAUACCUAG
Lobosporangium transversale is the source of this 1698-nucleotide messenger RNA. RefSeq names its product major facilitator superfamily domain-containing protein. Gene Ontology annotation, cellular component: membrane. Lineage: Eukaryota; Fungi; Mortierellomycota; Mortierellomycetes; Mortierellales; Mortierellaceae. Gene Ontology annotation, molecular function: hexose transmembrane transporter activity. The transcript has 4 exons. Gene Ontology annotation, biological process: monosaccharide transmembrane transport. Bases 76 to 1698 code for a protein of 540 amino acids. The record is from RefSeq and is a predicted model, not a curated record.